AUGAAUAAUUAUAAAUUAUAAAAAGUCUUAUUCAAAAAAGUCAAUAAAGGUAUUAUUGUUGAGGAACAUCUACUUGUUAGAUCAUUAAUUGAUAAACAAUUUUAUGUCAUAAAAAGAACAGAUAUUAGUAAAAUAAAUGCUGACAGAUUAAAUGAGAUCGAAAAUCAUAUUAAGUUAUUGAUCAAUAUCAAACAUCCCAGCUUGACAAAAAUUAAAGAAUAUUUUAUUGACUCUUAAUAUCUUGUCUAAGUCUUAGAAUAUUGUGGAGGUACUAAAUACUUAUUAUUUAGAAUAAAUCUUAAAUGAAAGACUCAACAAAUAAGUCUCAGUUAAUUUAGUUUGUCAAUACUUACUUUAAUUGUUAUUUGCUUUAAAUUAUCUUGAGAUACAAUAAAUUAAUGUCUCAUUAGAUUUAGACACAAUAUUUUUGAAUUCUUUUGGAUCACUCAGAAUAUAAUUUGAUUUACUUUCACAUAAAAAUUGGAAAGAAGAAGUAAAAUAUCUUUAAUAAGUUUUAAAAAAAACUAAUUUGGAUUGGGAAUCAUAAAAAUCACACGAAUUAUCCUAAAUUCUUAAAUUAUUUAUGCAACCUAAUCCACCAAGUGUUUAAUAAAUGAUUAAUCAUCCAUAUUUAUUGAAAGCAAUGUUUGAUUUUUGUAAAUAAUAAGAUUUAGAAGAAUAAGCUUAAUUAAAUUAAGAAAAGUUAAUUAAAGAAUAAAAAAAUAAUAAAAGAGUUGGAAGAGCAUCUACCUCUGCUAAUCAAAAUCGAUAAAAAAUAUCCUAAUAAUCUCCUGUCUAAAAAAAGAAUUCAAAAGAUAGACCAUAAACAAAUUAAUAAUAAAAAAAUGAAGCUGAAUCAUAAGUUAAAUAACAAUUACCUAUUAAAAAUUAAAUGCCUCCAAAACCUUUAAAAUAAAGAAAUAAUUCUUAAGAUACUGUUAUCAAUGAAUCAAUUUUAAAUUAAGAUUUACUUAUGACCAAAGGUAAACAAGAGUUACAGGAAUUAUUAAAAAUCUACAAAGAUUAGCUUAAAGAAAGUAGUAAACAAUAUAAUCCUUGGUUAAAUAUGUCUGAAAUUAAGGAAAUCACUGAAUAUGACACAACUACUAAUCUAAAUCAAUAAUCAUGA
This is a messenger RNA of Paramecium sonneborni, 1129 nucleotides long. NCBI's taxonomy places the organism in Eukaryota, Ciliophora, Oligohymenophorea, Peniculida, Parameciidae. The record is from the annotation of a GenBank genome assembly.